AUGGUUCAAUCGAAAGCUUUGAUCUUCAGCGGUAUUCCGGAUGGUUUUCCCGUUCCAGGAAAAGACCUCGUCGUCCAGUCAAGCGAGGUAGACAUCUCAAAAGCCCCGCAAGGCGGGGUCGUCCUUAAAGUCAUCUUCGUUUCUAUCGAUCCAUACAUGCGCGGACGAAUGCGCGACGCCAGCAUUACAAGCUAUAGCCCUGCCUACCCAAUCGGCCAGCCAAUCGAAGGUGGCGGUAUUGCAAAAAUCAUUGAGUCCGGGAAUGAAACCUUUAAAAAGGGCGAUAUCGUCAGCGGUCUCAUCACACACUCCGAAUAUGCGGUCUAUUCGGCCGAGCGAACUGCAGCCAGCAAUCUCAAGGUCUUGAAUAACCCUUAUAACUUCCCACUCCAACGGUUCACCGGUGUCCUUGGAAUGCCUGGUUUGACAGCUUAUGCCUCGCUAUAUGAUAUUGGAGAGCUACAUAAGAACGAGAAGGAGACGAUAUUUGUUUCGGCGGCAUCAGGGGCUGUUGGCUCUUUGGUCGGACAGUUGGCCAAGAGGGAAGGAUUGAGAGUUGUUGGGUCUGCAGGAUCCGAUGAGAAAGUCAAGUAUUUGAUCGAAAAGCUUGGAUUUGAUGCGGCGUUUAAUUACAAAAAGGAGUCACCAAAGGAGGCCCUGGCGAAGUAUAUUCCUGAAGGAUUGGAUAUCUUUUAUGAUAAUGUUGGAGGAGAAACAUUGGAAGCUGCAAUUGAUAAUGCAAAGCCAUUCGCUCGUUUCAUCGAAUCUGGGAUGAUCUCACAAUAUAACCGAAAAGCGGGCGAAGAGGCUUAUCCGAUUAGAAACCUCAUGAAUAUAGUCACAAAGAGACUAAAGAUCCAGGGUUUCAUCGUCGGUGACAUCGCUGGAAAGUACCUUGGCGACUUUUAUAAGAAUGUUGGGCAAUGGUUGCACGAUGGAUCGAUCCACUACAGCGAGGACGUUACUGUUGGAAUUGAUAAUGAGGCAGAAGGGCUAGUCAGCAUGUUGAAAGGCGGGAAUUUUGGAAAGGCUGUUGUGAAGUAUGCUGAUGCUUAA
Messenger RNA from Orbilia oligospora ATCC 24927, 1056 nucleotides. RefSeq lists its product as uncharacterized. NCBI's taxonomy places the organism in Eukaryota, Fungi, Ascomycota, Orbiliomycetes, Orbiliales, Orbiliaceae. Gene Ontology annotation, molecular function: oxidoreductase activity, acting on the CH-CH group of donors, NAD or NADP as acceptor. The transcript is spliced from 5 exons. The record is from RefSeq and is a predicted model, not a curated record. Bases 1 to 1056 code for a protein of 351 amino acids.